Molecule: messenger RNA, 3202 nt
Organism: Tachysurus vachellii
Lineage: Eukaryota; Metazoa; Chordata; Actinopteri; Siluriformes; Bagridae
Gene: l3mbtl3
Product: L3MBTL histone methyl-lysine binding protein 3
Exons: 22
Coding region: 68-2383 (771 amino acids)
Biological process (GO): regulation of DNA-templated transcription
Cellular component (GO): nucleus
Molecular function (GO): protein binding; zinc ion binding
Source: RefSeq, a predicted model, not a curated record
CUGUGUCCGCUGCCUGGGCAACUGGGCAUUAGUCGUGGGAGAAUUUAGUUUGUGUCUGUUCUGUGUGAUGGACGGAUCGAGGCCUGAGUUUGACAUGUACGGGGCGAUGGAGUGGAGCGACGGCGUGGGAACCCUCCCCGGGAGCCAGCUCAAGUUUCGUGUAAAUGAAUUUGGGGUGCUGGAGGUCAUAACUGACACGGGAGAUGAGGAAGGGGUUAAAAAGGCUCAUGCUACCACCACAUGGAGUGUCCCGACAGCAGAGGAAGCUCUGUCAGUUGAGGUGCAUUGUGCUAGUGUGAGUGUCUGUAGUAACAGGAAGGACUCCGCUCCCCACUUCCUGUCUGACGGACAGCACUGCACCAACGGCUGCCUCCACUUACAGCAGCAGGAAAAGAGUACAUUUGUGAAAGAAGAUUCCAGAAUCAAUGAGGUCACUCGGGUCAGCAGGAAGAGACCGCCCCCAGCCAAGAGAGCAGAGAAAGAGGUGGAGGAAGUGAUGGAGGUGGUGGUGGAGGAGGAUGAAGAUUACGAAGAGAAAGAAGGCCGGCGGCCGACUCGGGUAGGUCCACGGGGUCGCAGGAAGCGCAGAGGAGACGCAGCUCUGCUCCGACAGCCGGUUUCAUACAGAGGGAGGAAGAAAUCGUGGUGCUGGGCUUCAUAUCUGGAGCAGGAGAAAGCUGUUGCUGCUCCCUGUAAACUCUUUAAAGAGCACCAGUCCUUCCCUCAGAGUAAGAAUGGGUUCAGAGUGGGUAUGAGGCUGGAAGGCAUCGAUCCUCUUCACUCCUCCAUGUACUGCAUCCUCUCCGUCGCCGAGGUAUCCGGUUACAGAAUGCGACUGCACUUUGAUAAUUACUCAGACUGCUAUGAUUUCUGGGUAAACUGCAACUCUCCUGACAUUCACCCUGUGGGCUGGUGUGAGAAAACAGGACACAAGCUACAUCCACCUAAAGGAGUGAAGAGCGAUGAGUUCAGCUGGUGUUCAUAUCUAAAGACGAAUAAACUGCAAGCAGCACCCAAACCUCUGUUCCACAACCAACACACUACAGUCACACCAUUAGGUUUCAGAGUGGGGAUGAAGCUGGAGGCGGUGGAUAAGAAGAACCCGUCGCUCGUCUGCGUCUCCAGCAUUAGGGACAUAGUGGACAACCGUCUGCUCGUGCACUUCGACGGCUGGGACGAGAGUUAUGAUUACUGGUGUGAUGUGACGAGCCCGUAUAUCCAUCCGGUCGGCUGGUGUCAGGAGAAUGGCAGAACCUUGACCAUGCCUCCAGGUUCCUGCGACACUGAGAACUUCUCCUGGGAGAGGUAUCUGCAGGAGACGAGCUCAUUAGCCGCACCUGCCAGGUCCUUCAAAGCGAAGCCUCAGCACAGUUUCCAGGUGAACAUGAAGCUGGAGGCGGUGGAUGUGAGGAACCCCAUGAUGGUGAGAGUAGCUACAGUGGUGGAUCGAGAUGAACACAGAGUAAAGAUCCACUUCGACGGCUGGACGGAUGAGUAUGAUUACUGGUUGGAUUCAGACAGCCCUGACAUCCAUCCUGCGGGGUGGUGCACCAAAACUGGACACGCCCUACAGACGCCAAUCAGCCUGGAGGAUACAAGUGAGUCAGAGCAAAGUGGAUGUCCUACACCUGGCUGCAGAGGAGUCGGACACAUCAAAGGAGCUCGCUACUCCGGACACCACAGUUCCAUUGGCUGUCCCUACUCCGAUGUCAACAUGAAGAAGGACUCGGUUUUGCCUGACCGUUUGAGUGGAGAGAUGCCGGGUUCUGGAGCGGGCCGACAUCGUCGAGCGGAACCGAACCCUGAGCCGCAUGCACACGGUACCGAUAAACCUGCCGGUCACCUGGACAAGGCCGACACGGCAACCAUCACCAUGGAAACGCUGCAUCAGAAGCGGGUCGGUACGGAGUCCAAACGAAGGGUCGGGCGGCCGUGCAAGGUGAAAAAGGCGGAGGAACCACCAAAGGAGGAGCAACAGGAGGAACCAUCAGAGGAGGAGCCACCUGGCGUAGGUUCUAAAGAGCUGACUCUGCCGCAGGCCCUGCAUCAGUCUGUAUUCAUGCCAUGCUCCGCCCCAUCUCCCAGCAUGCCUCACUGCUGGGACCAACACAGUAAACUCCUUCCCUCAGUGGUGGGCAUCACAGCCAGUAAAGUGGCCACCUGGACUGUGGAGCAGGUGACAGAGUUCAUCCAGGGCCUCCAGGGAUGUAAGGAGCAAGUGCACACCUUCAGAGAGGAGCAAAUCGACGGCGAGGCCUUCCUGCUCCUCACCCAGACCGACCUGGUGAAGAUCCUGAGCAUAAAGCUCGGUCCGGCGCUCAAGAUCUUCAACUCCAUCCUGAUGUUCAAGACUGCAGAGAAGUCUGCCUGCAAUGAACUCUGAAAGGUUGUGACUUUCACUUUGUGUGAAGCACAAACCUGAUGACGAUGAAGAUGAUGAUGAUGAUGAUUGUUUUGAUGAAGCACUACAAAUCACACCAGACUUUGACCCAUGAUGUCGGUGUGAUAUAACGGAAGCCACCUGCACUGAAAAACAAAGCAUUUAUUUAAUUAAUUUAUUUUGUUUUUACUUAAAUAGACCUGAGGACCUUCUUCAGCUCUUCAGGAUUCAGAUCUCUAGAUCUAAUCUACGCUAGUUUUUAAUAACAGUUUGCUUAAUGACGUUAUUCGAAUGUUUAAUGUUAACAUUCAACGUUUUACUAAACCUUUAAUCUUUGAACAUUGUAAGAACAUGUGUUAGUUUGGUCAUUUGUUUUGAAGGACAGGUGAAGGUGACGAGUCGACGCCUCAGACGUGGUCCUGUAGUUUUGCACUAGCGCUGAGUGGCUGCUUCAUGCUAACAGUAGUAACGUGUACAUCGCACAGUUUAGUACGUGUAUGAAAUUUGAUUCGUUGAGUUUUUUUUAUUAUAGCUACAUGAAUUCGGAUCAAAUGUGAACUUUAUGCAGCUUUUAUGGUACGAGGCUUUAAGCCCCGCCUCCUAGCAAACGAUGAGCUAUGUUUUUGAGUUUAUUAUUUCUCUGUAAAGCUCUUAUAGCACAGCGAUGAGCUCCAUGCUUACCUUUACCUUUAAUUUAUUAAAGAAUGACACUUUGUACAUUUGAUCCAUUUACAGUUAUGUUUAAUGUUGUGAAACAUCUGUGAAACAUCUGUGAAACAUCUGUGAAACCUGUUAGCAGCUCUGAACACACUCACUCACCGG